UGCAUGCGAUUGUUUCGUUACUUUUACUAUCGCUCCUGCACACGCAUCGUUGCUUUCCAUCUUUCCCAUCGUGAUUUUGGCUCGUUUUUGUCGGCAGGACUAGCAGGAGUUCUGGUUAUUGAACCACUGUUUACAAACGCGCUUGGGUGCUUUACCGACUGUGCGCUCUUCCCUCAGCUCUAAUUGCUAACGCGAUGGUUUGGUGCAACGAGUGUUUUUACUAACUUUUUGUCUGGGAGUUUUACGUCUGGUGGAGCUGAUUUUUUUCCGUAGUAGUGAUUCAACCAAUCGAAAAAGCCGCGAUUGUGCGGAGACAGUGAAAAAGGCUUCAAAAUGGACAACGAAUAUCAGGAGAUUUUGCCAAAAGUGUCUGGAUAUCUAGAAAAAAAGGGACGAAAGAGAAUGAUCAGUUGUUACAAGAAAUACUGGUUUGUCCUGGAAGGCAGACUUUUAUUAUACUACAAGUCGAAGGACGAAUACGAAAAAGCGAUAUCCCCUUGCAAAGGAUUCAUCAGCCUGGGGCAUACAUCCAAUGUGAAACCUGGCGGCUCAAAUCCGGGAGUUUUUCAAAUUGAAAGCAAAACUACCACAGUUACUUUGAGGGCAGACAGCAAAGAGGAACAGCACAAAUGGAUGCAUGCUUUGAUGACUGCCUUAAAUCAGAAAAAUGAGUUCAAGAGACUGAAUCAUUUUCGGUACUCAACCGGCGAUUUAUCACCUCCGUUAAACAAGGCGCUGAAAUCGAAAAUGCACAAUUCGCCAUGCCCCAAUGAAAUCAGCGGAUCUGUCGAUUCUACUUUGAGAAUUGUGCAAAAGCUGCAAAAAUUGGGCGCUAAAACUUACGGUAUAAGUGCGAAGCUGCAAAAACCCAAAACAGGCCUUCAGCGUCCUAUUUCUUUAUCAGAUGAGCACAUACCCUCAAACAGCAACAAACCCAGAUGUCGACUGCAAAAAUCUGAAUCUGUUAUAGUGGAAAACGAAAUUUUGCGCAAAGAACCCCGUCUAAGACGUGCAUGCAGCAUCGAAAGCCCUGAUAGUAGCAUAGAGCAAAUUUACGAAAGAAUACCCAACUUUUCUGAUGCAGUUUUCAUUAAGAAUGAUUUACCUACGGCAAACUCUGACUUUCAAAGCAAGAGAACCACCCUGCUCUCAGAUAAUUCCAUUUACUGGACCAGAAGCGACUAYCAAGAAAUUAGUGAUUGUAACGAAUAUGGUUACGAAGCCAUUGAUUUUAAUGAUAACAUACAGCCACGAACCGAAAAUCAACCAGAAACUAAGCAAAUUCCAAGUGAAGAAAAUAUAUAUGUGGAAGCAGAUAUUAAAACCAGUACAAGCAACAGCAAUUUGAUGAAAACCCGCACAGAGCAAAUGGAAACUUUAACUGGAAAUCAGGGGUUUUAUGAAGAUAAAGAAAAGCGAAGGUUUUGCUUCAACCGAAAGGCAAAAAGUUUGAAGGAAAAACCGAAAAAAGUAAAGAGAUCCGAAAGUUUUCUGCACCGAGUGUGGAGCAAGAAGCGCAAAACCAAGCCAAUGAAGGACUUAUUGUCCUCCAUAAAUAUCGCUAAGAAACUCUCAUUGACUGAAGCUGAAGCCAUUAAGACUCUGAAUCAGUUGCACCAUUUACUGAAAACCUCGGUGGAACAGUUGCCGAACGCCACACAAAUAACUGAAAGUGAUGAGAAAACUAAACCAGAUCCACAAAAUUGUGCAGAACCUUCUAAAGAACACCAUGGAACUAGUGAUUCGCCUCCAAACACCCAUCAAGAACCACCAAUAAACGGCCCGACGUUGCCACCAAGAAACCCCAAACUACCUUCAGUUAAAGAAGAUACAAAACUGCCAUCGCUGCCACCCAAAAUGAAACGAACAGUUGAAGCUGUUGGGUGUUUAGACGCCAUUCUCAGCGAUUUAAGUGUGCAAGCUGAUAAUGUACAGAAGCCUGAUAAGCUGGACGGGGAUGAAGGGCAGUGUAAAGUCAAAGAGCUGAUCAAGAGGUUUAGCAUUGGGAAAGAGGAAGGCGUGGAGCUGCGGCAAAAGCAACGCAUGUCGAAAUAUAGACCAGGAGAAUUUUCACGCGAUACCCCCGAUCUGGAUAAACUCUUGGAUGAAUUAGCUAAGGUGACCACGGCGCCGAUUAUGACUCCGGGAGUUACCAGCAGUCUGAUAAAUCCGGAAAUAUCCCAAAAAGAGAUUCAAAAAAUGGCCCAAAGUCGAAGACCUUCAGACCCAGAUUACGAUAUUCCCAGGCCGCAUCGAUCGCUCCCGAACCUUCCAAAGAAAGACGACAAUGCUCUGGAAGCGACAAGGUUCUUCGGACCAAUACUGAAACCAUCCGAUUGCCGUAAUGCCCGCGAUUCCAGGCCGCCCACUCCUCUGGUAGACUACCACUCUAACGUACCAAGUAUUACACCAGAUUCACUGGAAGUGGAAAAUAGGAAAACUGAGCCAAGUCAAGAAGAUUUUCGACUCCUUUCCUUCCACUCGCACGACUAUCUUCACUUCAAAAAGGCCAGCCAUCAUAAUUUGCAGUUUUCAGUCGAACAGCAUCUUUACUCAGAUCCGCGAUUGCUGUUGAAAUCGGCAGACGAUUUUAGUGUGGACUCACACGAUGUCUAUCAGUUAGAACGUUCUGAUUGUGUUUUUAUAGAUUCGCUCGAUCCGUAGAAGGUUAAAUGUUUCUCAGAUAUUACGUAUGAGGUAAAAACACCGGUGUUUCAUUUAAAAUCAGUUGAAAACAUUGAACCUUUCGUUUUGCUGGGGUUGAUUGUGUUACCAAAAUAAUGUAAAUGUAGUUAGUCGCCUUUCUAUUUAUUGCUUCUCCUUAUAUCUGUAUGUUAUGUAUUAAUAAACGUUUUCAAUAAUUUGGUCAAACAAGAA
This is a messenger RNA of Dendroctonus ponderosae (mountain pine beetle), 2877 nucleotides long. RefSeq lists its product as uncharacterized. Lineage: Eukaryota; Metazoa; Arthropoda; Insecta; Coleoptera; Curculionidae. The record is from RefSeq and is a predicted model, not a curated record. The coding region runs from base 334 to 2664 and encodes 776 amino acids. The transcript has 11 exons.